Messenger RNA from Solenopsis invicta (red fire ant), 2092 nucleotides. Its product is annotated as odorant receptor 13a-like. The transcript is spliced from 6 exons. Gene Ontology annotation, molecular function: odorant binding; olfactory receptor activity. The record is from RefSeq and is a predicted model, not a curated record. Gene Ontology annotation, biological process: detection of chemical stimulus involved in sensory perception of smell; sensory perception of smell. Bases 541 to 1740 code for a protein of 399 amino acids. Gene Ontology annotation, cellular component: plasma membrane. Lineage: Eukaryota; Metazoa; Arthropoda; Insecta; Hymenoptera; Formicidae.
ACUUUCUGUCUUUUAUGAUAGGGAAAAAUUGCAAAUAUAUUCGCAUGCACCCCGUCGAAAGUUUCCAUACGUACAUUAUCUAACCACUUGAUACGACGAUUCAAUUGUAAAUUGUAGAAGACAUCAGCUGGAUUAAUGAAAAUUUUUCACAGAAUCGGAAAACUUGAUCAAUAUGAGAAUAUUGAAUCAGGGAAACUUUCAUGGAAACCACAUGCGGCUUUCAUUUUCUACUUUUCUCGUAACUACAAAUUAUACAAGUUCACUUUUUUGCGACAAGCAGAAACAAUAGAAUAUCGUAAAACACCGCAGAAACACAAAUGUAACUUUAUUUUUUCCACUGUUGUUGUCAGAAUAGCCAAGUCGAAACUGCAAACUCACCACGUCGGAAACAAUAAGAUUAUUGUUACAUGUUAUUGACCUCUAAGCAAAUCGAAGUAUUCUGCGUAAUCGAAACUAUUGCUGGCGGUCAACGUCCAAUCCGUGCAAUCCGAUCAGUCGCCAUUCAGUUUGCAUAGAGAUUUCACAUAAGAUCGACAAAGGAUGCUGCCGAACGAGCAGUACAAAGAAGACAUGAUUUACGUUACAAAAUUGACACGACACGUUCUAAGUCUACUUGGCGUCUGGCCGUCUUACAACAGAAGAUCUGUCGGCGAAAAAGCCUGGAAGUACUUCUUGAUCUCGAUCUCGUACAUGCUUAUUUACUUCGUCCUAAUUCCCGGUAUUUCCUUCUCGUUGAUUGAAAAGACAAAAGUCACGGUUCGAACGAUCCCUUUACUUUUCUACGGUUUCAUGGCCAGCGGUAAAUACAGUAACCUGGUAUUCCGCGAGAAGAACAUCAGACGCUGCUUGAAACAUAUCGAAGAAGAUUAUAGAAUCAUAACUAGCACAGAGGCACGAGACACGAUGAUCGAAUCUGCAAAGAUCGGAAGACGGCUGGUCACACUUUGUGCGAUCUUUAUGUACGGCACCGGACUCUUCGCUCGUUCAAUCCUGCCAUUUGCCAAAGGAAAAAUCGUGACUGCGCAAAACAUCACAAUCAAACCUCUACCUUGCCCGGCUUACUUUAUUGUUUUCGAUGCACAAGUCAGCCCCGUUUACGAACUGACUUUUACAUUACAAGUAGUAUCCGGGAUAAUCACUUAUUCGAUAACAACAGGUUUAUGUGGUCUCGCAGCCGUCUUCGUGAUGCACGCCUGCGGCCAGCUGAAGAUUCUGGUGGAUAUGAUGAAAAAUCUCGUUGAAGAGCAAUGGGAAGAGAAACAGGAAGUAGACAGGAAACUGGCGAGAAUGGUCGAACAUCAAAUAAGAAUUCGAAGUUUUUUGCACUUGGUAGAAAAUACUCUUCAACAAGCGUGUCUAAUAGAAUUGAUGGGUUGUACGGCAAUACUAUGUCUUAUAGGAUAUUUUAUAAUAAUGGAAUGGGAGAGUAAUACCAAUUCGAUAGCUGUAUGUACCUACUUCAUAACAAUGACAUCCCUGAUGAUAAACAUGUUCCUGUUUUGUUAUACUGGUGAACAGCUUACCGUUCAGGCGGAGAGAGUAGCUAGAACAUCUUGCGAGCUUGAGUGGUAUCGUCUUCCGGAUAAGAAAGCACGUGCAAUCGUGCUGGUGAUAAUUAUAUCAAACAUGCCUAUCAAGAUUACCGCUGGAAAGAUUAUGGAUCUAUCAUUCAAGACAUACGGUGAUGUUAUGAAGACAGCCGUGACAUAUUUUAACAUGCUUGUAAAUAUAGCCGAUUGAUGUUUCUUCUCUAUAUCUCUUUCUUUUCGUCGAAAUAUCAACUAUCAACGCGUCAUAAUAGUAAUAUCGUAUCAUAUAGUAUGUAUGCUCGUGAUAUACAUGUGUCAAAUGCAGAAGUAUGAUGUACAUAUAUCUAUAUAUUAGAUAUACGUUUUCUAUAAAUAUAAAUAUACGUAAGGACUUUUUAUUUUUCAAUACGGCAAAAAUACAAUACUUACAUCAAAUUUUUAUAGAAAACAGUUCGGUAAUUAAAUUAUAUAAUUACUAAUUUAUCUUUUUAUGUAAAUUAUAUCUUCAGUUAGUGAUGAGAUAAAUAAGAAAGUAACUCAAUGACUUCUGUGUGUGAUUGUAA